UCUCCCACGCUGCAGUCGGUGGCUCUGGCCGGAAUCAGACCCGGAAUCGGAAACGGAAUCGGUAUCGGAAUCGCAAUCCGAAUCGGAAUCGGAAUCUUGCCCGGAUUGCCAAGCGGACUGGGAGUGAGAGCGUGUAUUUUUAGUGCUUGCGUGCGAAAUUUUGUUGGUGUCAAAGUUAAACAAUUUACGUGAGAUUGCAAGGACAGGCUAAGAAGAAGCAGCAGUAGGAAAAGGAUAAUUGCAACAGCAACAUACGAAGCAACUGCAACUGCAACAGCAACAUUUGCUGCCAGUGCAGCUCCCACAGCCGUCGCCGCCGCCAAGUUCAAAAUCAACGCCUGACAAUGACAAAGGCAGCAGCAGCAACAGCAGCAGCAACAGCAAUAACAGCAGCAACACCAAUCAAAACAGCAGCAGCAGCAGAAGCAGCAACAUCGGCAGCAGCAGCAGCUGCAACUGCAACCAAAGCAAUAACAAUCAAUGGGCAGCAAGCGACAUGGCGACGUCAACGAGGCUGCACAGCAGCAACAACAGCGGCAACACGAAACAUGCAGCAGCUACAACAGCAAAUGCAGCAACAACAGCAACGAUUGCAACGCCUGAAGGCGGCCGGUGGACUGGAGGCGUGGCUGCCACCAAUGACGUCGCUGUGGCGGCUGCCAACUGACUAUCUCGCCCAGCUGCUUUUGGCCCUCUGCCUGCUGGGCUGCCUCAGCCCCUUUACAGCUGCACUCGAGGAGGACUGCGUGGACUUUCAGGGCAACAAGGUGAACCACGGAAUGCUCUAUGUGCCGGGACCAGGAGUCUGCAGCCUCUGCGUCUGCUAUCACUCCGAGCCACUCUGGUGCAAGGCCAUCUACUGCGAUCCGCCCUACUUUUGCAAAAACUUCCGAGUUGGCGAGCGUUGCUGUGAGUUCGAGUGCUUGGAUCCGCCCGGCGAGGACAAACUGUACCAGGAGCGCAUGCGAAAGCGGGCCGAGAUAUUGGCCGGCAACAGUACAGCCUCGAAUGUGCAACUCGCGCCGAUCGCCAUGUCCACCAUAAUGCUGGGUUUCCUGGGCAACAGCUUGCUGAACUUAUAACUUGAAGUCAAAUAGCAAACUGGCAGCGAUGGAGACCAACGCAAGGCGAAGCUAGAUCACAACAUUCACAUUUUUGUUGCUCCUCAAAGCGUAGGACACACUACCCACUACCCAACAAAUUAUUACAGUGUAAUGAUAAUAGGCGAAAUGCAAAUGAAAUCGGGCCACGUAUCUGUGACCAACAAUUGAAUGGAUGCAAAGAUGCAAAGAUGCAAAGAUGCAAAGUGCAAAGUGCAGCGUGCAAAGAUGCGUAGGUUUUCACUUAUAUCCCCAGACUUCAAAUAGGUACAAUAAUACAAUUUCAAUGGACAUAUGGAACAGGAAACAGCUAGGGCAUGGAAAGUCGCCCCGAUUGCAGAACAUAUUCGAGUACUUUCAAUGUGAUCCGUAUCCGAAUCCGAAUCCAAAUCGAAUCGGUAUAUAGCCAGCAGAUAUAUAGCAUAUACAUUUAUGUAUCUACAUCUAAAUAAGUACGAGUAUAGAUGCGUAAGCCAGCAACACCAAGAAACCAGAACAAACUCAUCAAGCGAACGUAUAAGACAGUCUCUAGCUCCUAAGACUCUAUAGUAAAAAAGAAAUAUAUAUAUAUAUAAUAUAUAUACAUAGCUAUAUGGACACAUAUGUAAGCGUAUUGUACAUACGAGUAUAUAGCUCUGUGUAUCGGAUCAAAAAUUGUUGAUUAGUGUUUAGCUAACUGAAUGAGGGCAACUUCUUCUAGGAAGAUAGGUUUUUUUUAAUCCAAUAACAAAUGUUCACCUCUACACACACCACAGUUCACCACAUUAGCAACUGCUACUAGUACAUAUAUAUCUAUUUUUUUGAGCUGUCAGCUGUUAGUUUCGAACUACAAAUUAAUUGAAAACUAUAUAAUAGUCGGGUAGGAAUCGUUGGAAACGAUUGGAUUUAAAUGCGAAAACUUGACAGCUCUGGUUACUUUCUAACCAGCAAAGAAAACACGUUGAAUAUUUCUAUGAAUGGCGGGUAAGGGCGAUGAAAAGUGUCGAUCUUAGUGAAGGGUAGUAAAUUACACAUAUCUUGGCAACAUUUUUUCCAAAAUAUUACAACACGAAUGAAUCAUUAACUCUCUUGCAUUGGUGCUAAUUUUAUCGUAGGCUAAAGAAAAUCAAAUUUAAAUCACACACUCCUCAAUUCGCACAUCACACUCCCCUCCAAUCAUAUUGAAUCAAAUUCUCUUUAACAAUUAGGUAAUGUAAUCGAAAGCAAAAGAAAAAAACCAAAAAAAAGUGUAGUUAACCAAUUAAACGUAAUGAAUCUAUGUUUUGUGUAAGAAACUUGAAUUUGCCUAAGGUAAAUCGAUUAAAAUAAAAAAUAAUAAAAUAAUAUACUAACUAACUAGCUAAUGAAAACCAACUCCUAUGUUAGCUCGCUGGAUAGGUUUUCCCAUUCAUUUUCCCAUUCGGAUAAAUCAAUAAACGAAGAAAAAUCCAAAUUGGACAAAGCUUAGUAGACAUGUAGGAAAAUCCCUUCAAGAAGUAUAGAUCUCGUUUCAACUUUAGGCUAAUCUAAUGACUCUGCAGCCAUCUCCGUCUCUUUCUACUAAAUAUAUAUAUAUAUACGAGUAUAUAUAAAUAAAACCUAUGAAUGUAGCAAAUAAAAAUAUUAGAUAUAUAGCUGGACCAGCGGGAAAAACGUGAAACUCAAAUGUAGUCGAUGAAAAUCACAAUCCAAAAGGAAGUUGGUCAACAUUUUCGUUUUUCACUUGACAGCACAUCAAAGCAAAUUACAUUUAACAACAAACUAAUAAUAAAUAUAUAAAAAUGCGGGAUAUCCGAGAAAAAACGUGGAGUACGGCUGUGAAAUUAUGUUUGCUUUAAAAUGCAUAAACGCAACUGUAAAUAUUAAAAUGAUCACUAAAGUAUAUAGGCCAUAAUAUGGUAAACAAAAAAAGAAAAAGAAAACUAUUCAAAUCAAGAAGAGAAGAAAGUUGAAGAAAAGUGAAAUGAAGCUCAGCGAGACAGGAAAUUAGACGAAGGAUAACUAAUUAACUGAAUGUACAAUUCAAAAUGCCACAACAUCUGACCAAUUAUGAUCCAUAACAGAUAAUAUAUAUAUAUAUAUACAUAUAUACAAACAGAUAUGUAUACAUACAUCAAUCCAAGUAUCUGAUAAGAUAAAUGACAAAUUUUAAUUAAGCCAGUGUUCGGAAGAGAAGACGAUGAUGACAAUGAGUAUGCAUAAUGAGAAUGGGAUUCAGAUUGAGAUAGAGAUUGAGAUUGAGAAUGGCAGAUUCGAAGCGCGCUUAAACAAUUUUUAACAUAGACUCAACUAACAAAUGCAAAUUGGCUUUAAUUAACAACUAAUAACGAAGAAAUCACACCACGACUAAUAACUAUAACCCAAAGCUAUUGAUACUGAAAAAGUAUUUGAGUUCUUUUCGAACGAUUUUAGUUCUAGAUAGCAGUGUUGUGAAACAACCGAAAAAAAAACUUUUUCCUAAGCUUAAGCGCUUUGCCGUCUGCAGAAAUCCUUGUAAGAUCCUCGAAAAUAAAAUGUUUUUUUAUAACCGAUGCAGUGGACAACAGGCAGGAUAUAGAGCUCCUAGGAUUCCGAUAUCUGGAAUGAUACAACAAAUACAAACGAUCUAAUUAAACCGUUUCAACACUGACAAUGUGCAAGAGAGAGAGAGAGAGAGAGAGAGAGAGAGUGAAACACGCAGCGAAAAAGAUAGAGAUAGCAUAACUAAUUUAUGCUUUUGGGCUAUAUAUCCUGCCUUCCAGACUGGAAAUUAUUCAUCUUUAUUACCGAUAUUACUUACUGUAGAGCAGGAAAUAUUUUACAAUUCUUAAACCUUACCAAAAACCAAAACCAAAUCCAAAAAAAAAGGCUAACAAAACUAUUAAACUUGACAAUUUCUAAUGUUAUCGAAAUCAAAGUUAUAACAAGGAUGUAACAAGAAAUGAGAAAACUUCAACAAAAUACGACAACUUAUUGAUUCCAAAUAAAGAAACAAGGCAGCAAAUGUCAUAAAAUGUUAACCGAUAAUUUCGCAGAAGAGGCAAAUCGAAAAUGCAAAAUCCAAAAUCAUGUACGCAUACCUUAAUAUAAUAAUAAUAAUAAUAUUAAUUCUAAUACCAGAAAAAUUUUAACAAAAAUAUACAAAUAUUUUCA
Drosophila teissieri is the source of this 4211-nucleotide messenger RNA. RefSeq lists its product as uncharacterized. Gene Ontology annotation, cellular component: membrane. Lineage: Eukaryota; Metazoa; Arthropoda; Insecta; Diptera; Drosophilidae. The transcript has 6 exons. The record is from RefSeq and is a predicted model, not a curated record. The coding region runs from base 345 to 1082 and encodes 245 amino acids.